GGCUACACUACAAUUACCGUAUAUACCACAUGGCCGAUAUGGCAUGGCAAUCCACGGGAUGUUUCAUUAUUGAUACACUUCUGAGUUCAAGUGUGUUGUUUGCUGUUGCCUUGAAGAGUGUAGCUAGCUAGCUACGGCGGUACAUUUCAGUGAAUUUAUUAAAGAGAGUUGAGAUCUGAUAUGGAUAGCAUCGAGUCAUUGAAGCACAAGAAUGGGCUCAAGAGGAGGAAGCAGCCACAGCAGCAGGAUGUCGAUGAUGCUCCGAGUCAUGUUGCUAUGCCGAUCAGACAACGGAGCAGUUGGCCUCGUAUAUUCAAACCACAACUGUCACUAAACGAUGAACUAACAGUAUCCGAUAAGAGUUUUCAAAUCAUCCGUGAUAUUGCCAUGGUGUACACGGUGCUGUUCAUUGCCUAUAUUCUUACCCGGGACUUGUACAUCAGAGGAAAAGAUGUGUCCUGGCUGACCUCUAGUUUAGGAACUCCUGAAGUGAUGGUCAAGGCCUUGAGUAUAGAGCUGUGCUUACUGGGUCUGGCACUCACGGUGCAGCCUUCUCUGCAAAUAUGGCGUUACAUGAGGGAUAUUGUACCCAGUCUGCGUAGAGUUUUCGAUGUAUCGUUCAUCCUUGUCUUCGCUGGCUAUGUGUUUGGAACAGCUGCCCUCGUGUGCUACGUGUCCUACCAAACGCCAUUCCCUACCUACUUCUCUGGAGUGCUCACCAUCGAGCAGCUGCGACUGUCCAUGAAGACUUAUUCCUACGUGCGUGAGAAUGCCUACAAGGUCAUCUACCCGUGGAACAAAGAGGACCAAUCAGGCCCAGCUGUGUGGUACAAAGGUCAAAUGGAGCCAAAGGUCGGAUCGUACAGUCAAUUCCUCUACUUUCUCUUUGCUCCCACCAUGAUCUACAGGGACAACUACCCACGAAAUCCUGGUCCAAUCAAUUGGAAGAAUGUCGCUGUGUAUUUAGCACAGUUUGUGCUCUCCCUGUGGUGUGUGGCCAUCAUCUGCUCUGAAUUCAUCUUCCCAAAAUCUCUAAAGUCGGAGGUUCUACUAUUGUCGUACAUGGCUAGUCUAGUGUACGUACUCCCGAUCACCUUCCUCUCUCACACCAGCUUCCUCCAUAGCUACCUCAACUUCUCCUGUGAAGUGCUGAGGUUUGCAGACAGAGAGUUUUAUUCAGACUGGUGGACUUGCACAUCGUUCUCUACAUUCUACCGCAAGUGGAACAUACUGGUCCACGAUUGGCUGCACUCGUACAUCUACAGGGACAUAAAACAUGUGACUGGUCGUCAGUGGAUGGCCGUGUUUGCCACCAUCCAUUUAUCAGCAGUUAUUCACGAGUACAUCGUGGCCAUAGCUCUGCAAUUUGCCUUCCCUCUGCUUUUCUUAGAGUUUGCUAUUGGAGGAGCCAUGGUCUACUUCCUCCGCCCCAAGUCUAUGGAGAGGCUGUACAACAUACUGCUGCUGAUAGGGUUCUGCUUCGGUGGAGCUAACUUGCUCUUCUUCUAUCAAAUGGAGUUUGCAGCACGAAUCUACUGCCCUAGACAGCGGUCGCUGCAGAAUUUCUUCCUGCCUCAGCUGCUUGACUGUUACCAACACAUGAACAAUAAUAUCACUUCGAAUUUCUAAUAAAUAUCUAAUUUAUAUCUAAAUGGAUAGGAAAAUAGUAUAAUUAUGCACUUUAAAGAUUUACACACACACAUACACACAGUUUUUUUGUCACAUUUUACUUAUAAUAAACAUUAUCCUUUGUGUGAAAACUUUCUGCACUCCCUUUGUAACAAUAAAUGACUUUUUGCAAAAUU
This is a messenger RNA of Halichondria panicea, 1805 nucleotides long. Its product is annotated as sterol O-acyltransferase 1-like. The transcript is spliced from 16 exons. Gene Ontology annotation, cellular component: endoplasmic reticulum membrane. The record is from RefSeq and is a predicted model, not a curated record. The coding region runs from base 181 to 1629 and encodes 482 amino acids. NCBI's taxonomy places the organism in Eukaryota, Metazoa, Porifera, Demospongiae, Suberitida, Halichondriidae.